Diospyros lotus (date-plum) is the source of this 1653-nucleotide messenger RNA. Its product is annotated as metal tolerance protein 1-like. Gene Ontology annotation, molecular function: zinc ion transmembrane transporter activity. The transcript is spliced from 2 exons. Gene Ontology annotation, cellular component: plasma membrane; vacuole. NCBI's taxonomy places the organism in Eukaryota, Viridiplantae, Streptophyta, Magnoliopsida, Ericales, Ebenaceae. Bases 16 to 1473 code for a protein of 485 amino acids. Gene Ontology annotation, biological process: zinc ion transmembrane transport. The record is from RefSeq and is a predicted model, not a curated record.
AACAAAAUACGGAAGAUGCUCGUUUCAUUUGCAAUCAUGAACUACCAAACAAAGCAAAAUCAUGAAAGUACCAGAAUAUCCUCCUUCCCAAAUUCCGAAAGCCCCCUUCAUAUACACCGCUCCAAAUUCAAAGGCGACUUGCAAAACUCGAUCACAGAGAAGCGGGCGGCAGCCACUUGCUGCGAAUCGCAAUCUCAGAGAACCCUCUGCUUGGUCGAAUCGCCAUCACUGGAAUUCAAGAUGGAGCCACAGAAUUCUAAAGAUCAUGGACAUAGAAUUGAAGUUUCUGCAGAUAUGCCUGCCGUGGAGAAGGGUUAUGGUGGGAAUAGGGUCUGCAGGGAAGUAACAUGUGGAUUCUCAGAUGCAAAAGCCAGUUCCCAAGAAGCAAAAGAGCGUUCAGCAUCAAUGAGGAAACUCUGGAUUGCAGUUGUGAUGUGUAUCAUUUUUAUGAGUGUAGAAGUUGCUGGAGGUAUUAAGGCUAACAGCCUUGCAAUUUUGACAGAUGCAGCUCACUUAUUAUCAGAUGUUGCAGCCUUUGCAAUCUCCUUGUUCUCAUUGUGGGCAUCAGGAUGGGAAGCAACUCCACGGCAGUCUUAUGGAUUUUUCAGAAUUGAAAUACUUGGGACAUUGGUUUCUAUUCAGAUAAUAUGGCUUCUUACAGGGAUCCUUGUUUAUGAAGCCAUUGCUAGACUCAUCGGUGGGACAGGGGAAGUUCAGGGCCGCCUUAUGUUUAUUGUCUCUGCAUUUGGCUUAGUGGUUAAUGUCAUUAUGGCUUGUGUACUGGGUCCUGAUCAUAGUCACGGCCAUGGUCAUGGUCACGAUCAUGGACACUCUGGGCAUGACCAUGGGAAGGGUGCUCAUCAUGAUCAUGAUCAUGAGGAAACUGAUCAUAACAUACACAGCCAGACAGUGAAUAUCGACAUACAUCACCAUGAUGAGGGUCAUUCCAAGCAGCAUAUGGAACACCAUCAUAUCCAUCGCGAAGCAGAUCUCUCACAGCCUCUGAUUGACAGUUGUGCUAGAGAGAAGAAAGAAAGAAAUAUAAAUGUGCAGGGAGCUUAUCUUCAUGUUCUGGGAGACUCGAUCCAGAGUGUUGGCGUCAUGAUUGGCGGUGCAAUUAUCUGGAUGAAACCCCAGUGGAAAUGUAUAGAUCUGAUAUGCACACUAAUUUUCUCCGUAAUUGUGCUGUACACGACAAUUAGGAUGCUGCGGAACAUUUUGGAGGUCCUGAUGGAGAGCACGCCUAGAGAGAUCGAUGCAAGACAGCUUGAGAAAGGAUUGUGUGAGAUGGAAGAGGUAGUGGCCAUCCAUGAACUGCAUAUAUGGGCAAUUACUGUAGGGAAGGUUCUGUUAGCUUGCCAUGUGAAAAUCAAGCUGGAUGCGGAUGCUGACAUGGUGUUAGACAAGGUCAUAGACUAUAUAAGAAGGGAGUACAAUAUUAGUCACGUAACAAUUCAGAUCGAAAGAGAGUAGAAUUCUGAACCGGGCAACGGCAACAACUAUGCUUUCAGGUUCUGCCAGUCUGCAAUGAAUUGUUUGUACAUGCUCCGUCUGUGAUAUUUGCUAUACAACUAAAUGUUGGAUGGUAGUUUUAUGCUAUUAUUUGCUUCUUUAUUCCGAGUCUUUAAUGAACACUUGCAAGCAAUUCGUGAA